This is a messenger RNA of Platichthys flesus (European flounder), 3416 nucleotides long. RefSeq names its product solute carrier family 46 member 1 (gene slc46a1). Gene Ontology annotation, biological process: transmembrane transport. Bases 205 to 1674 code for a protein of 489 amino acids. Gene Ontology annotation, cellular component: plasma membrane. Gene Ontology annotation, molecular function: transmembrane transporter activity. The record is from RefSeq and is a predicted model, not a curated record. The transcript has 6 exons. NCBI's taxonomy places the organism in Eukaryota, Metazoa, Chordata, Actinopteri, Pleuronectiformes, Pleuronectidae.
CUUCAUGGAGCGGAGCUGCUUGAUAAGUUAACACCUCUAGCUUAAAGUAAACUCAAACUCCGACAGCGCUAACUCUUCUAGCAUUAGUAUGGUUAUCUAGUUAGAAGUUAGAGAAUGACAAACUAAUUGGUUAGUGCGUGAAUCCUCAGGGGAGACUGAGUCCGAGAAGUUCACAGUUCAUGUUUACAGUUCCAGCAGCUCGACAUGGAGGAGUCGGACACCGCAGCCAUUCUUCCCGCUGAUGUCCUCAACUCUACAUCCGAAGCGGAGGAAGCUGACGUACCAACCACCGCCGGGAGCUGCGACCCCCGUCCCCGGUUCUCAUGGCCGCGGCUGCCGCCGGUGUCCGUGGAGCCGGUGCUGUUCCUGUCCAUGUUCUCUCUGGCCCUGCAGGCGCCUCUGUCCACUCAGUAUCUGUGGGACCGACUCAGCGAGGACCUCGGCUACAACGGCUCCAAGAGGUCGGAGUGCACCAACGGCUCCGUGCCCCCCGACCCCCUGCAGAAGGAGGUGGAAACCCUAACAGCCCAUUGGAACCUGUACAUCAGUCUGGCAGGCUUGUCCGUAGGCCUGUUGGUGGUGCCUCUCCUGGGCUCAUGGAGUGACCUCGCGGGUCGCAGGCCAGUCCUCAUCCUCCCUAACCUUGGCCUGGCACUGCAGGCGUUAGUUUACCUCAUAGUGAUGUACCUGAAGCUGCCGGUGGUCUAUUUUCUACUGGGCAGAAUGCUGAGUGGCCUUUCAGGGGAUUUCAAUGCCAUCCUGGCAGGCUGCUUUGCAUAUGUGGCUGAUACCAGUGACAGGAGGUCCCGCACCUUCAGGGUGGCCGUGCUGGAGGCCUGUCUGGGUCUGUCAGGGAUGCUGGCCAGCAUUAUCGGGGGGCAGUGGCGGCGUGCACAAGGAUACAUCAACCCAUUUUGGCUGGCCUUGGCCACCAACUUGGCCUCAGCUCUGUACGCCUACCUGUUUGUCCGAGAGUCUGUCCUGCCCGACCCAAGUGCGAAGCUCCUCACCCCUCGCCACCACAAGGCUGUCUGGCGCCUCUACUCAUCAGGAGGGAGGAGCAGUGAGGAUGGUGGAGGGUUUCAUAGAUACAAGCUAUGGUUUUACACACUCAGCUUCUUCCUGGUGGUGAUGGUACAUUCCGGCUGCAGGGAGCUGUAUGUGCUGUACGAGUUAAGCUCGCCGCUGUGCUGGGGUCCCGCCCUCAUUGGCUACGGGUCAGCAGCUCAGCACCUGGCCUACCUGAGCAGUCUGCUGGGGCUGAAGAUCAUGCAGCGCUGCCUGGAGGACUCCUGGGUGGCUCUUGUGGGUCUGGCCUCCAACAUUACAGGGCUAGUGGUGUUCUCUGUAGCUGACACCAUUCAACUCAUGUUCACAGGUUAUGGCCUGUGUUUCCUCUUCAUGGCCGUGACACCUGUUCUCAGGUCGAAGCUGUCAAAGUUGGUGGACCCAUCAGAGCAAGGUGCCCUGUUUGCCUCUGUUGCCUGUGUGGAGAGCUUAUGUUUUUUGGUGGGUAGUGGAGUCUUCAACUCACUGUACCCAGCCACCCUGCACUUUAUGAAGGGCUUCUCCUUCCUUUUUGCUGCCAUCAUCCUCAUCAUGCCCGCUGGAAUAAUAGGGACUCUGCAAUGUUUAGACCAGAGGAGAGCCCCCAGAGAAUCCACAGUAUCCUGACCUGAAAAGAUGCAGCGGAUGGAACCUGUCAUGUGGUUUAAGUUCCUCCUGGUGUCGGUGUGUGUCCGCUGAGCAGCUCUGGCACAGAGACAUCCAUCAUGUCCGUCUGUGAUCCUCAGGGAAACGAUUUUAAGAGUGUUUAGUCACAUCAAGUGAUAAAGAGCAGAGGAAGAAGAAUCAAACUUCUGUCUGACUUCGCUGACAAUGUCUUAAUGAUAAGAUGUUGGACACUGGAGUUCUUUUUUACAUUUGCGGGUCCCAAAAUCUCAAAUUUGUACUCAGGUUGCGGUGUAAUGAAGAAGAUUUUAUUCAUGCUUUUUUUUUUGUGACUUGACACGUUUUCAGUAUCAAUGCAAUGAGUGCCAAAGAAUUUUCGGCACAUUUCCAUGUUUUGUAUAUGGACUUCAAUAGCUUGAAUUGUAUGCAGCAGAGGAGAGUGCUAGGGGAAGGUAAAGUGCAAGAGGACUCCGACUAACAGUACGUUUUCAAUUAUGUCAUAAAGCAGACUCAAACCACACUAACCUCUUUUGGCACCUACACAAGAAUUAUAUCAAACAGUACAGAGAUGAAUUAGUGCCAUAAAAGAAAACGCAGACACAGAUGUUGUAAAAGACUUUUAUCUGAAACAGAACAUAUAAAGAAUCAUGAAGAAGGAAGGAGAUAAUUGCUGCUGUUGUUACCGAACAUCUGCAAAGACAUUUACAUAGUCAAUAAAAGAUACGAUUGGCAGUUAACGAAGAGUGAUGUGUAUCGUUAUCUGGAUAUGAAAUGAGGAUAUGAGAUUGGUCACACACUUUUUGUUCCUUCUGGGAAAGCUCUUCACCCAGGUUAUCUUACACAUCUAAUUGUUUCCUGUAUGCCUUUUUUUCACACCAAUAUCCUGUCAAUUAACUUCUUACAGAUCAUUUUUUGCUGAUUCUUCACUUAUUACAAAUCAGAAGGGUUCUUUGGACACAUAUCAUCUGCUUUGAGUGAAAACACUGCAUUCUCCGAAACUGGGGACUAGUCAGCAGUAUAUAAAGUGGUUAAAUUGAGCUCCACCUGCAUCACUUAUUAUAGUCAGAUAAUAUACCAUUCAUUAGUCUUGGUACUUGAUGUAUGAUUAUAUUACUUUGGUACUUUUGAUUGCAAGAUUUUAUUCACAACAGAGAAUUUGUACAAACAUAUCCAACCGCAACUACGAUUAAAACUGCAGCAGCAGCCUGGGAUUACUGAGUUACACCUUGACCCUCCUCCCUCCCUCCCUCCUUUCCCCAUAAAGCGGAGUGCACAGUCCAAACUCCCUGACCAACACUGGAUAGUCCCAGAGCUCAGGCCCAUGGCACAACAUGCGCACAGGGGUCACAACAAGGUUCCACAUUGAGGGAACAAGAGCUGCCAAACAGCUUUAAAAUGCACAAAGGGAAGUCAUAAUGUUAAGUGAAGCAUUAACCGGACGACUGUGAAUUGAUCUGCAUGAAGAUUGUUUUUGACACGGGGCAGCAGUUUGGUCGGAUCAUGUGAUCAAAGCCAUUCUUCAGACAAACUGAGCGACAAAACUGACCAAUGAGGCUGUUUGUACUUCAUCAUAAUCAAUAUGUGCAGUAUUCAUUUUAUUUAUUGGAAUAGAAGUGUUUUGUUUAUUUUGCGAUUAAGAUUAUGACAGCUGUUCACAUUUCACAUGUAUGUAAGUGAAAGAUCUUUUCACUGUUUUUAACACAUUUUAUUGGUUUUCAUGUUUCAAAUAAAGGGACCAAAUCACA